GACGGCGCUGGCUGAUCUUCACACGACAACAUACCAGUGAACUGCAUUAGCAAGGUCGAAAGUAGGACAAUAACGCAGACUUUGCACUAUAUGUUCGUUCAAAGGUCUUGUUGUAUCGGUUACGGGCUCUUGCCUUUUAGAAACAUCACUGUGAAAUAGCAGUCGAGUGCUUUGUACGUCCAGGCAGUAUUUUCGCUCGUACAGUGGUUGCAUUUAGCUGGUUUAGCAUUCAUCAUGGCUAUGGUGGGACUGAGAGCCUCUUAUCGCAAAAUCCUGGACAGGAUCGAGCAUAUGCUCCCGGCUAAACUGAGACCUGUUUAUAACCACCCAGCAGGUCCAAAGACUGUGUUCUUCUGGGCACCAAUGUUUAAAUGGGGUCUGGUGAUAGCUGGCUUAGCAGACAUGACACGUCCAGCAGAUAAACUCAGUACCUCCCAGUCUGCUGUAUUGACAGCCACAGGUCUUAUUUGGUCAAGGUAUUCCCUGGUUAUAAUACCCAAGAACUGGAACCUUUUUGCUGUAAAUUUCUUUGUUGGAGGUGCAGGAGGAUCGCAGCUCUUCAGAAUAUGGCAACAUAACCGGGAACAGAAGGCAAAGGAGAAAGACACUGAAGCUUGAUACCAGUGUUUCUUAAAGUGCAUCUAGAGGACCGAAAGGGACUCCCUUCGACUGGUACCCCAGAACCCCCACCGUCAUUCAGUAGAGCCUCCUCACACUUUCUGCAUGAACAGAAUUCAUGUGAUUUUUAUUUUUUUUAGAGUUCAGGCCUUUUUAUUGUCCUGUGCCACUAGAAACCAUAGCAACUAUUACUGAUAAGAACGCACAACAUGUUACAUAUAUUCAUGUUAGUAUGAUUGUACAUUCUUUAAAAUGCUAAUGAUUGAUUUGCAUCUUGAUAAAGGUGCUUUUCAAUGUAUCAUACUUGAGUUACAAUAAUACUGCUUGCCAUUAAUUCCUAAGUGAAUUUCUUGACUCAGCCUCAGUUAUACUGUCUCCAAAUAAAUUUUAGAACGGUCUGUUUUCGUAACAUGUAUUUCUAUGGAAAUAUUUAUUAAUUGGCUGUAAUGUAUUUUUGUUUUAUUUUGUUAUUCAACUCUACAAAGUCAUAUCUUCAGUAACAUGAAAUUCAAAUAAAAAGUUUUAUAUCAGAUCCUAUACAUCAUGAAACACAUGUUGAAUUGUAUUGUAAUAAUUGACAUUUUUAAUUCACACCAAAAUAAACUAACAAUAAAGUCAGCUUUGCUACAA
Molecule: messenger RNA, 1248 nt
Organism: Myxocyprinus asiaticus (Chinese sucker)
Lineage: Eukaryota; Metazoa; Chordata; Actinopteri; Cypriniformes; Catostomidae
Gene: mpc2b
Product: mitochondrial pyruvate carrier 2b
Exons: 5
Coding region: 235-618 (127 amino acids)
Biological process (GO): pyruvate import into mitochondria
Cellular component (GO): mitochondrial inner membrane
Molecular function (GO): pyruvate transmembrane transporter activity
Source: RefSeq, a predicted model, not a curated record